GGCGUGCUCUCCCGCCCGGGACCCGCCCCGAGCGGUGGGGGCCGCGACUGCGCGGUGCACCGACCUCCUCCGCGGACCGAGGUGCGAGCUGGAAGUGGCGGGGAGCCCACCUCCAGGCGCCAGGAAGUGGGGUCCGGUCCUUAGGAACCCCCUCACACUCACUGCUCUGACAUACGCGGGCACGAUCACCCGGCCCUUGCCUGGAACACCGGCCCCACGUGGUAGAUGAGAGCCCGGACCUCUGGUCAAAGCCGAGGAAUGUGAAGGUUGGAGCCUCCCUGGGCCCUGCCUGAGCAGGCCUGCCUGGCGAGCUGGGACAUGUCUGGCCCCCGAGGACAGCCGGUGGGCGAUGGCUGCGGUGGCGGAGGGGCUGGAGCCCGAGACAGCGGCUGUAGAAGAUGCUGCAAGAGAUGCUACAGAUGCUGCGGAUGCAGGACUGGGGGUACCCCCUCUCCUGGUUGGGAACCGGCUGAGCCUGGACCUAUACCCCAGGGGCUGCCACCGGCUGCUGCACCUGUGUGCCCAGCAGGUCCGUCAGCUGCUGGAGGUGGAGUUCCUGCGGCUGAGUGGCCACGAGGACCCUCAGCUGCUGCAGGCCACCCUGGCGCGUCUGCCCUGGAGCCUGCCACGCCUCCGCUCCCUGGUCCUCAAAGGUGGGCAACAUCGGGACGCUCUGGGUGCCUGCCUCCGGGGCUCCCUCGCCACGCUGCCCGCCAGCCUGAGUGGCCUAGCCCACUUGGCCCACCUGGACCUGAGCUUCAACAGCCUGGAGACGUUGCCAGCCUGUGUCCCGCAGUUGUGUGGCCUGGGUGCCCUCCUGCUCUCUCAUAACUGCCUCUCAGAGCUGCCUGAGGCCCUGGGGGCCCUCCCCGCCCUCACCUUCCUCGCUGCCACCCACAACCGCCUGCAAACGCUGCCCACAGCACUGGGGUCCUUGUCCACCCUGCAGCGCCUCGAUCUCUCUGAGAACCUGCUGGAUGCUCUGCCCCCGGAGAUCGGAGGCCUGAGCAGCCUGGCCGAGCUCAACCUGGCCUCCAACCGGCUGCAGGGCCUCCCUGCCUCCCUUGCGGGCCUGCGGUCCCUACGGCUCCUCGUUCUGCACAGCAACCUUCUGGCUUCGGUGCCUGCCGGCCUGGCUCGCCUCCCGCUGCUCACCCGGCUCGACCUGAGGGACAACCAGCUCCAGGACGUGCCCCCCGAGCUACUGGAUGCCCCCUUCGUGCGCCUGCAAGGAAACCCCCUGGGUGGGCCUAGCCCUGCCCCCCACAGUCCUCCAGGGACACCCGUGGUCCCAGAAAUGCCCAGACUGUUGCUGACUUCAGAUCUGGACAGCUUCGCCGUGACCCCCCUAGGCUGCUCUGUGACCCUGGCCUGCGGUGUCCGCCUGCAGUUCCCCGUGGGAGCCACUGCUACCCCUGUUACCGUCCGCUAUCGACUGUGGCUGCCAGAGCCACGCCUCGUCCCCCUGGGUCCCCAUGACUCUCUGCUCAGUGGUGUCCUGGAGCUGCAGCCCCACGGGGUGGCCUUCCAGAAGGAGGUGGGCCUGUGGCUGCUCUUUGUGCCCCCACGGGCCCGGCGUUGCCGUGAGGUGGUGGUCAGGACCCUGAGUGACAAUAGCUGGAGUGACCUGGAGACCCACCUGGAGGAAGAGGCGCCCAAGCGGCUCUGGGCUCGCUGCCAGGUGCCUCACUUCUCCUGGUUCCUCGUGGUUUCGCGCCCUGUGUCUGACGCCUGCCUGGUGCCACCAGAGGGGACAUUGCUGUGCUCCUCAGGACAUCCUGGGGUCAAGGUCACAUUCCCCCCUGGGGCCACUGAGGAGCCCCGUCAUGUCCGCAUGCAGGUGGUGCACGUGGGCAGCAGAGAACUGCCGGCCCUGCUGGGAGAGCCUGAGGCAGCUGCCAGCCCCCUGCUCUACCUCUCCCAGGGCGGCGCCCCCAGCUUCCUUCGGCCGGUCACCGUGCAACUGCCUCUGCCCCCCGGCGUCACAGGCCUGAGUCUGGACCGCUCGCACCUGCACCUGCUGUACCGAGCCCCUCCCGCGGCCACCUGGGAUGACAUCACGGCGCAGGUGGCGCUGGAGCUCACCCACCUGUAUGCUCGCUUCCAGGUCACGCGCUUCUCCUGGUACUGGCUCUGGUACACCACCAAGACCUGCGUGGGGGGCCUGGCGCGGAAGGCCUGGGAGCGGCUGCGGCUGCACCGCGUGAACCUCAUUGCGCUGCAGAGGCGCCGGGACCCCGAGCAGGUCCUGCUGCAGUGCCUGCCCCGCAACAAGGUGGAUAGCACCUUGCGGCGGCUGCUGGAGCGGUACCGCGGCCCGGAGCCCUCAGACACCGUGGAGAUGUUUGAGGGUGAGAAGUUCUUCGCUGCCUUCGAGAGGGGCAUCGACGUGGAUGCCGACCGUCCAGACUGUGUGGAGGGCAGGGUGUGCUUCGUCUUCUACUCACACCUGAAGAACCUGAAGGAGGUGUACGUGACCACAACCCUGGACCGGCAGGCUCAGGCCGUGAGGGGCCAGGUGUCCUUCUACCGGGGAGAGGUGCCAGAGGAGGUGCCUGAGGAGGCGGGGGCUGCUCGGCAGAAGAGGGGUGCAGACGCCCUGUGGAUGGCCACUCUGCCCAUCAAGCUGCCGAGACUGCGGGGAUCCGAGGGCCCAGGGCAGGGGGCUGGCCUCUCCCUGGCACCUCUGAACCUGGGCGACGCCGAGACUGGGUUCCUGACACAGAGCAACCUGCUAAAUGUGGCCGGCCGCCUGGGCCCUGACUGGCCAGCCGUGGCCCUGCACCUGGGUUUGCCCUACCGUGAGCUGCAGCGCAUCCGGCAUGAGUUCCGGGACGACCUGGAUGGGCAGAUCCGCCAUAUGCUCUUCUCCUGGGCUGAGCGCCAGGCUGGGCAGCCAGGGGCCGUGGGGCUCCUCGUGCAGGCCCUGGAGCAGAGUGACCGGCGGGACGUGGCCGAAGAGGUGCGGGCUGUCUUGGAGCUUGGCCGCCGCAAGUACCAGGAGGGCAUCCAGCGCACAAGCCUGGCCCCCGGGGACCUUGGCCCACCUGGCUCUUCAGCAUCACAAUCCGCCGAGCCUGCCCAGGCCUAGAACCUACCAACUUUGGGCUGGUCCCUGACAUCCUUUGGCCAAUAGUUAGAGGACAGAAGUGUUGGUUUUCGAGCUCCCCUGGAAGUAGAGGACCGCCCCUCCCCCUCCUCCAGCACCACCUCCCCUGCCUGGCGUCCACCUCUGCGGCUCCUACCUGAGUGCUCCCGGCUCCUA
Molecule: messenger RNA, 3265 nt
Organism: Balaenoptera musculus (blue whale)
Lineage: Eukaryota; Metazoa; Chordata; Mammalia; Artiodactyla; Balaenopteridae
Gene: PIDD1
Product: p53-induced death domain protein 1
Exons: 17
Coding region: 350-3091 (913 amino acids)
Biological process (GO): apoptotic process; signal transduction; DNA damage response
Molecular function (GO): protein binding
Source: RefSeq, a predicted model, not a curated record